This is a messenger RNA of Chelmon rostratus (copperband butterflyfish), 1882 nucleotides long. RefSeq names its product endonuclease domain-containing 1 protein-like. NCBI's taxonomy places the organism in Eukaryota, Metazoa, Chordata, Actinopteri, Chaetodontiformes, Chaetodontidae. Gene Ontology annotation, molecular function: nucleic acid binding; hydrolase activity; metal ion binding. The transcript is spliced from 2 exons. The record is from RefSeq and is a predicted model, not a curated record. Bases 1 to 840 code for a protein of 279 amino acids.
AUGGCAGGAGCAGAGGUGCAGGAAAAACUCUCGCCUGAGUGCAAACAGUUCCUGUACAUGGGCACGCUGCCUCGAGGGCUCGAGGACCAGCCUUUCAAAAAGAUCUGCCAGUUCUACGAGGGCGGCCCACGGUUUGUCAGCCUGUAUGACACCUUCAACCACAUCCCUGUUUACUCCGCAUACACUUUCAAGCGCUCGGAUGGCUCCAAGAAGGUUGAUGUGCCCUGGAUGUAUGAGCCACAGCUCUCCACAGUGUCUGGCUCCAGAGAGAUGCAGCCGUUCCCCUCGGAAAACCUUCAUGAGAGCUUCCAGGACGCUCAGGCCGUGCUCGACGACUACUCUGACAGCGUCAUCUUCGAACGCGGUCAGCUGAAUCCAGACGAGCACCAGGCCCACCCAGACGACAAAGCUUCCACCUACACUCUGACGAACGUGGUCCCUCAGGUCCGAGAGUUCAACAUCGGUGCCUGGAAAAACCACGAACACACCAUCCGCAGGCGGCUCAACAACUACUGCCGAGGCACCGCCUAUGUGGUCACCGGGGUCACCACCUCGGGGCACACAAUCCGCCGCCACAACAUCAACCGCCUGGGCAUCCCCACCUACCUCUGGUCAGCCUACUGUUGCAUCGAUUUUGACCACAAUGCACCGUACUCAGAGCGCUCAAAGUUUCCUGCGUUUGCAGCUCAUGGGCUCAACGACAGGGACAACGAUAAGGUUCAAGAGAUGACGGUGCAGCAGCUGGAGGAAUUCCUGAAGAGGGUAACUUAUGUUGGCAGCUCUUUCCAGCUCUUCUAUGACAACUGUGUGCCUCCUAAUAGUGCCCUGCACCUGCCUUGAAGUAGUGGAGAUGAUUCUUCAGAUUUAGUACAGAUUAAUAUUUACACCAGUGACAAUAACAUUUAGCAGCUUUUUAAGAAUCAUUUAAUCAAAAAUUCAUUUAUUUUACACAUGCCUACAUUUGAUUUAAUUAUCCAUACUUUCUCCGUGGCAGCUUGUUUUCUGAUUAAAAUCCUUUUCAUAAAGGAACUAAAUAGACAACCAUCUUUGGGCUUACCUUGAUUUUUGUUAUAAUUGGACUGAUUUUAACCAGUAUUUCCUCUAUAAACAGCAUAACAAAAUAAUCGCAGGUCCACUCACUAGCCUGAGUUCCAUUCACUUAAGACCUGAAAAUGUGUUUUUAAAGCUCUUAAAAGCUUUGACCUUUGAGCUUGGUUUCUGUUACACACCUGGUCCCCCAAGGUCAAGAUUGAUCCUCCAUGUUAACAUCUGUCAAAGUCAUAAAAACACCCUUCUAACUUAAGUAGAAUUUAAAACUUCUCCACAUUAUUCUAUAUUCGAAUUAUAUUACAUUAAUUACAUCUCAGUUAUGUUGUAUUUGAUGGUUCAUUAACAAGCUUUUCAUGUGUGUAAAGUAACCAUGAAAACCCCAAGCCUACAUGGUUGUACUCUUCAUUCACUUUAUCAGAUGGUAACUUAUGCUUUUAAUGACUGGGAACUACACCUGCAUCUGUAGGUCUUUGUUCAGCACAGUCAGAUUAGACCAACAGUUUUACAUUUUCACACACAGCCUCUAAACUGUAACACUAGUGCACACUCCUCAUAUGAAAAGCCACACAGACAAAUCCAGGACAAACUGUUAAUAUCCAGAUACUGACUUUUCAUUGCAGGGUUUCUGAUCCUUUAAAUUACAAGAACAUUCACGUUUACCACUAUAGUUUUACUUGCCAGUGAAUAACAGGAAUGUGUUUCCCAGCUGAUCAGGAUAGAAGAGGUGUUUUUGUGCUACAUUAUGAGUUGAAGCUGGUCUCUCUGUUGUGAAUGUUUGUGGUGAACCCUUUUGUUUACAUUGGAUCUCAAACUGUGCCAUGAAAUGCAAACU